This is a messenger RNA of Rangifer tarandus platyrhynchus (Svalbard reindeer), 996 nucleotides long. NCBI's taxonomy places the organism in Eukaryota, Metazoa, Chordata, Mammalia, Artiodactyla, Cervidae. The record is from the annotation of a GenBank genome assembly.
AUGGGGGUUUGGCUGCGUUUGCUGGUGUCUGGUGGAGGGUCGCUUCGGGGCUGCGGCGGGGCCUGUGUCCCGCUUGGGGGAAGCCGACUACUGAUUUGUCGGCGCCAGUUCUCUGGCGCUGAGAGUGAGGCCCUAAAACAAAGAAGAUCACAAAUCAUGUCUCGAGGACUUCCAAAGCAGAAACCGAUAGAAGGUGUUAAACAAGUUAUAGUUGUGGCUUCUGGAAAGGGUGGAGUUGGAAAGUCUACUACAGCAGUGAACCUUGCACUUGCUCUAGCAGCGAAUGAUUCGUCAAAGGCUGUUGGUUUGCUAGAUGUGGAUGUGUAUGGCCCUUCAAUUCCAAAGAUGAUGAAUCUGAAAGGCAAUCCAGAAUUAUCACAGAGCAACUUCAUGCGGCCUCUUUUGAAUUAUGGUAUUGCUUGCAUGUCCAUGGGCUUCCUGGUUGAAGAGACUGCCCCCCUUGUUUGGAGAGGUCUUAUGGUAAUGUCAGCCAUUGAGAAACUAUUGAGGCAGGUAGAUUGGGGUCAACUGGACUAUCUGGUUGUUGACAUGCCACCAGGAACUGGAGACGUGCAGUUAUCAGUCUCACAGAAUAUUCCCAUUUCAGGUGCUGUCAUUGUCUCCACGCCUCAGGACAUUGCAUUGAUGGAUGCACACAAGGGGGCUGAGAUGUUUCGAAAAGUCCACGUGCCUGUUCUGGGCCUUGUCCAAAAUAUGAGUGUUUUCCAGUGUCCAAAAUGUAAACACAAAACUCAUAUUUUUGGUGCUGAUGGUGCAAGGAGACUAGCACGGACCCUUGAUCUUGAUAUUCUGGGAGACAUCCCCCUACAUCUUAACAUAAGGGAAGCCUCAGAUACAGGCCAGCCAAUUGUGUUUUCACAGCCUGAAAGUGAUGAGGCCAAAGCCUACCUAAGGAUUGCUACUGAAGUGGUAAGAAGAUUGCCACCACCUCCAGAGUCAUUCCCCACGUGUCUUGGAAAUUUGCCUGGUCGUUGA